GUUCAUUUCAGUAAACAGAUUAAAAAAGUUCUAAAAAAAUUACAAAAUCUGUACAUAGAAAGAUGUCUAUGGGAAAUAUGGCCAUUGCAAGGAGAUCAUCAGCCAAGGCUAUUAUUCUUCUUGGCUUAGCUUUGCUUUCUUGCGUGGCCGAUGGCGUAUCCCGUGGACAUCUUUUCAAGGCAAGUGCCCGUCGUAGCGUUACAGAUACCAAUAGGAAAGUAUUUGAUGUCACAGCCUUCGGUGCUAAGACCGAAGACCAGAUGAAAGGAGGUAAGAGCACCGUAGCUGGUGCCAAGCUCGAUUUACCGUCGUUGCCGGGUGAUGAUGAGAAGGUGGAUGACGAGAAGAUGGACUCUUCAGAAGAGGAAGCAGGCCCAGGUGAAGCCGGCCCUGGUGAAAGCCCUAGUGAUGACAAUGCAUCGGCAUUCAUCAAGACAUGGGUAGCUGCAUGUAGAGGAAACUACUCUGGUCCAACAAAGGUUUUGAUUCCCAAAGGGACAUUUAUGACAGGGCCUGUGAUAUUUCAAGGGCCAUGCACCAGCUCAAAGGAGCCAAUCAUAGUUGAAGUUGAGGGAUAUGUGAAAGCCAGCACUGAUCUCAGUCUAUACGCGUCUCCAGAAUGGUUUACAUUUGAGAUGAUUGACGGUUUGAUAGUCACCGGUGAAGGCACUUUCGACGGUCAAGGUGAGAGUACAUGGAAAAGCAGUGGCUGCAAGGACAAGUCCAGCUGCGCUCAAGCCCCAUCUUCUCUUAAGUUCAACCAUGUGAACAACACCCUGGUCGAGGGGAUCACUUCCUUGAACAGCAAGUUCUUCCACGCCCACAUCUAUGGCUGCAGCAACUUGACGAUGAACAACGUCCACAUUACUGCUCCAGAUGAUAGCCCUAACACAGAUGGCGUGCACAUAAGCACUUCAACUAAUGUCAAAGUCCUUAAUAGCGUUAUCGGAACCGGUGAUGACUGUGUUUCCAUCGGCCAGGGCUCGAACGACAUCCUUGUCAACAACAUCACUUGUGGCCCAGGACAUGGCAUCAGUGUGGGGAGCCUUGGGAAGCGCAUAGACGACAAGAGCGUGAGCCAGAUCCAUGUGAGCAACUGCACAUUGAGAAACACCACCAAUGGUGCCAGAAUCAAGACCUGGGCUGCGGAAAGUGGAGGAGAAGCAAGCGAUAUUACCUACGAAAACAUUGUCAUGGAUCAGGUUCAAAUUCCAAUUGUGAUUGAUCAAAACUACGGAAAGAAGAAGCCGAAGUCUGGAACUGGCCCAGUUGGUGGGGCGGCAUCAAAGUGGAAGAUUAGCAACGUUCAUUUCAGAAACAUCAGGGGAACCUCGUCCAGAAAUAUUGCCGUCUCCUUACAAUGCAGUUCUUCAAACCCUUGUGACGGGAUUGAGAUGGCCGACAUUAACUUCUCCUACCUGGGCGCCGCUGUGAAGGACACGGCCCUUACCACUGAAUGUUACAAUGCCAAAAUUGCACCCAAGGGCGUACAGAUUCCACCACUCUGCCGCUAAAUUAGUCAUCAAUACAUCAUCCUAUGUGUACAAGAUUUCAUUUCGACUCAAUAUUAAUUAAGAAAACAAAAAAAUGUAUGUGCUAACCGAGUGUAUAUUAUAAAUAUUUAAAUACUAUUUAACAAUGGAUCUCAUGAUGCUAUAUAUAUUCCCCAAUCUAAUGCUACUAUUCAA
Messenger RNA from Prunus mume (Japanese apricot), 1688 nucleotides. RefSeq names its product exopolygalacturonase-like. Lineage: Eukaryota; Viridiplantae; Streptophyta; Magnoliopsida; Rosales; Rosaceae. The record is from RefSeq and is a predicted model, not a curated record. Gene Ontology annotation, biological process: carbohydrate metabolic process. Gene Ontology annotation, molecular function: polygalacturonase activity.